Messenger RNA from Danio aesculapii, 8379 nucleotides. It is a transcript of the gene col5a1, whose product is annotated as procollagen, type V, alpha 1. The record is from RefSeq and is a predicted model, not a curated record. NCBI's taxonomy places the organism in Eukaryota, Metazoa, Chordata, Actinopteri, Cypriniformes, Danionidae. Gene Ontology annotation, molecular function: extracellular matrix structural constituent.
AGUUUGGCUCCUCGAAGUUUCAGUGACGGGGGCAUCACUGCAGCGCACUGAAGGGAAAGAAAGAAGAACAGAAGGGAAAAGAAAGAAGAGAGGUGCCCCAUCCAUCCAUCCAUCCAUCUAUCUAUCCAUCCACCGAAUUUUCCCUGCAGGACUUCAUGAACGUAUGGCUGCAUGAGAGGCUCUGAGCUCUCGCGCUUUCUCUCUCCGGGACUGUUGGGUUACUGGUGCGGUCCUGAAAUCAAGCAGUUGUCAUAAUAAUAUAUAAACCAAAACUCUUCGCGCGUCAGGACGGACGCAGGUGGUCAUGGAUACACCUAUCAGAUGGAAAGUAAAGCGGAGGUUUAAGGAGGUGCGGCUGUCGGUACUCCUAGUAUUCCUGAUGUUUGUCACCUCACGAGUCAGCGCAGCUGAGCCAGCCGAUCUCCUAAAAAUUUUAGAUUUUCACAGUUUACCAGACGGUGUAACGAAAACUACAGGAUUCUGCACACACCGGAAGUCAUCGAAAGGGCCUGAUGUCGCUUACAGAGUCACAAAAGAUGCACAGCUUAGCGCACCUACUAAACAACUGUACCCCUCAUCCAUGUUUCCGGAGGACUUCUCCAUCUUGGCGACGGUGAGGCCAAAGAAAGGCAGUCAGUCGUUCCUGCUGUCAGUGUAUAAUGAGCAGGGCAUCCAGCAGCUGGGUUUGGAAGUGGGACGUUCUCCUGUAUUCCUGUAUGAGGAUCACAUGGGCAAACCUGGGCCAGAGGACUACCCGCUUUUCAGAGGAAUCAACCUGGCAGACGGAAAAUGGCACCGUGUAGCGAUCAGCGUUCACAAACAGAGCAUCACUCUGAUUUUGGACUGUAAGAAAAAAGUGACGCGGACACUCUCCAGAAGCCCUCAUCCCAUCAUCGACACCAAAGGCAUCGUGGUCUUCGGGACGCGGAUCCUGGAUGAAGAGGUGUUUGAGGGUGAUAUCCAGCAGCUGAUGAUCAUAUCGGACCACCGAGCUGCGUUUGACUACUGUGAGCAUUACAGCCCAGACUGUGAGGUUUCUGCGCCCGAACAGCCCCAGAACCAAGACCCAAACACUGAUCAAUCUAACCCAGAGGAGGAUAACUAUUAUUACGAAUACCCCUACUAUGAGGACAUGGACUCGGAAAAGACUGAAGAAACGAUAACUGAUGAAACCACUGGAACCGAAACCGAAGUAUCUGUUCCGGACAGCAGUCGCGUCAUCACCUCUGUUAUCAGCAGUGGAUCAGGAGGCUCCAGCAGAUUAUCCAGCGGCUCUUCGUCAUCCUCUUCAUCAUCAUCAUCAUCUUCAUCAUCCUCCUCAUCCUCUUCGUCCUCCAGCUCCACCACGGCCACCGGUGAGGACCGGUAUGAUGGAUAUGAUGGAUACGAUACCGGAUAUGAAACCUAUUAUGACGAGUCGACCUCAAGCCCCGACGGCUCCCGGACCAUCACCAUCACCAGCACCGGCACUGGAUCAGCUGGAGAAGUGGAUCUGGGACUGGAAGAAGUGGACCUUGGAUUGAGUAAAAUAGAUCUGGACCGACGAAUCAUCACUUCUUCAUCUUCAUCAUCUGGAGGAGGAGGAGGAGGUACAGUGCACUCCACCACCACCAUCAUCCGAAACGGAACCUCCGGAUCGGGAUCCAGCACCAGAAUCAUCAGCAGCUCUGGAUCCGGAUCUGGAUCCAGUUCCAGGAUCAGUAUCGGCUCCGGAUCCAGCUCUGGGGGCAGUACAGGAUCCAGUUCCAGCUCCAGUUCCAGCUCUAGUUCCAGCUCCAGCUCUACCUCAGUUGGUGGUGGCGGCGGUUAUGAUGAUGCCCAGUAUGGUGAGAGUUAUGAUCUGUCCUAUGGCGAGGGAUACGGAGAAGGAUACGGAGAGGGAGAUUAUACUGUAGGAGGAGGCAGCAGCAGCUCCAGCACCUCAGUGUCCGUCGGAGGUGGUUCUGUAUCUGUUGGGGGCGGUUCUGUGUCUGUUGGGGGCGGAUCUGUGUCCAUCGGAGGCGGAUCUGUUUCCGUUGGAGGCGGGUCUGUUUCUUCAAGUGGCUCCAUUGGGGGCGGAACCAGUAGCGCAGGGGCUAGUGCGGGGGCAGGGUCUGUUGCCACGGGUGGACAGGGAGGCAUCGGUGGAGAAGCAGAAUCAAUCGAUAUCGACAAAUUUAAGGAGGAGUCCAUCACGGAUUACACCGACGCUGAACUGGAGAAGAUGUACGAUUACGAUGAUCUGUACACCGAUGGAGAUAAAGCACUUCCCGCUGAGACUGAUGAAAUCUAUGGACAGGUGGAUGGUCUGAGAGGAGAGAAAGGGCAGAAAGGCGAGCCGGCCAUCGUUGAACCCGGAAUGCUGAUGGAGGGUCCGUCCGGUCCUGAGGGUCCAACGGGUCUCCCCGGACCUCCAGGUUCAACGGGACCCCCAGGUAGCGCUGGAGAGCCCGGUGAGAGGGGUCUUCCUGGUCGUGCUGGUCUGCCUGGAGCUGAUGGUCUUCCCGGACCUCCAGGGACCGUCCUGAUGCUGCCUUUCCGCAUGAGCACAGGGGGAGACGGAGGACAGAAAGGCCCUGCUGUUUCUGCUCAAGAGGCUCAGAUGCAAGCCAUCAUGCAGCAGGCCAGGCUGGCCAUGAGGGGUCCAACCGGACCGAUGGGUUUGACAGGCCGUCCUGGUCCUCUGGGUCCUCCUGGUGUGUCUGGACUGAAAGGAGAGUCAGGAGAAUCGGGACCUCAGGGUCCUCGUGGUCCAAUGGGAUCCGCAGGCCCUACUGGAAAGCCUGGUAGAAGGGGUCGACCCGGCUCUGAUGGAGCCAGAGGGAUGCCUGGACAGACGGGAUCCAAGGGAGAUCGAGGAUUUGAUGGUCUCGCUGGGUUGCCCGGUGAAAAGGGUCACAGGGGUGAGACGGGUCCCCAGGGUCCACCAGGGCCUUCAGGAGAAGAUGGAGAAAGAGGUGACGAUGGUGAGGUCGGACCCCGAGGCCUGCCUGGAGAACCGGGUCCUCGUGGUGUUUUGGGCCCCAAAGGUCCUCAAGGGCCUCCAGGACCUCCUGGUGUGACUGGUAUGGACGGACAUCCAGGACCUAAAGGAAACAUUGGUCCUCAAGGUGAACCUGGUCCUCCUGGACAGCAAGGCAACCCCGGAGCUCAGGGGCUUAAUGGUCCUCAGGGAGCGAUCGGACCUCCAGGAGAAAAGGGUCCCACUGGAAAACCAGGCUUGCCGGGAAUGCCAGGAGCCGAUGGGCCUCCGGGCCACCCAGGAAAAGAAGGGCCAUCAGGAGAGAAAGGAAACUUGGGACCUCAUGGUCCUCAAGGGCCGAUUGGUUAUCCUGGGCCUCGAGGUGUGAAGGGUGCUGAUGGAGUCCGCGGGCUGAAAGGAAACAAGGGUGAAAAGGGAGAAGACGGAUUCCCAGGAUUUAAGGGAGAUAUGGGCGUUAAAGGGGACAAGGGAGAGCUUGGUGCUGCGGGACCCCGAGGUGAGGAUGGACCUGAGGGACCUAAAGGCAGAUCCGGUUUGCCUGGAGAUCCUGGACCACUGGGACCCUUAGGAGAGAAGGGUAAGCUCGGUGUACCCGGACUGCCAGGUUAUCCAGGCCGGCAAGGACCCAAGGGCUCUCAAGGAUUUCAGGGAUUCCAGGGCACCAGUGGAGAGAAAGGCACUAGGGGGACAGCAGGAAAGCCGGGCCCGCGAGGACAAAGAGGACCAACGGGACCCCGUGGUGAAAGAGGGCCAAGGGGACCUACAGGGAAAGCAGGACCAAAGGGCAACUCUGGAAGCGAUGGCCCCCCAGGACCACCCGGUGAACGGGGUCUGUUGGGACCACAAGGACCAGCUGGAUUCCCCGGCCCUAAGGGUCCACCUGGACCUCCUGGUAAAGAUGGACUGCCCGGACACCCUGGUCAGAGAGGAGAGACUGUAGGGUUACGGGUUCCAGGAAAAACUGGACCUCCCGGACGCCCAGGUGUAGUCGGACCUCAGGGACCAACAGGUGAGACAGGACCGAUGGGAGAGCGAGGUCACCCUGGACCCCCGGGACCACCCGGUGAACAGGGUCUACCUGGAGCUGCAGGGAAAGAGGGAGCAAAGGGAGAUCCAGGUCCAGCAGGACCUUCAGGUAAAGACGGACCUCCAGGACUCAGAGGUUUUCCAGGAGAGAGAGGUUUACCUGGCCCUGUAGGAUCAGCAGGUUUGAAAGGGAAUGAAGGACCCCCGGGGCCUCCUGGACCCGCUGGCUCUCCUGGUGAACGUGGUCCUGCAGGCCCAGCUGGUCCUACUGGCAUCCCAGGCCGACCUGGACCUCAAGGACCCCCAGGACCUGCCGGAGAGAAAGAACCUCAAGGGCCAGCCGGUAGAGAUGGCAUUCAGGGACCUGUAGGACUUCCAGGCCCAGCCGGACCCAUUGGACCCCCAGGAGAGGAUGGUGAUAAGGUACAGGAGAAAAUAAAGCGUGCACUGCUGUGUGUUUGUGUUCAGCUCUCGUAUGUGGACGCGGAGGGCAAUGCCAUCGGUGUGGUGCAGAUGACGUUCCUGCGUUUGCUCAGUGCCACGGCUCGCCAGAACCUCACCUACAACUGCUACCAGUCUGUGGCCUGGCACGAUCAGGACCAGGACUCUUACGAUAAAGCCAUCCGCUUCCUGGGCUCCAAUGACGAGGAGAUGUCUUACGAUAAUAACCCGUACAUCAGAGCCGUAGUUGACGGCUGCGCGUUGAAAAAGGGCUAUGAAAAGACUAUUCUUGAGAUCAACACACCGAAAGUGGAGCAGGUACCGUUUGUUGACAUUAUGUUCAACGAUUUCGGCGGAGCGACGCAGAAGUUCGGCUUCGAGGUCGGACCGGCCUGCUUCAUCGGUUAAGACUGCUCAAAAACAAAACAUAUUCAUCUUCUCCAAACCAAAACAAAACACAAGAAAGAAAUAGGACGACUUAUUUGUAAAGUUUUUGUGUUUCCAAACAAACCCAACCCACACCAAAGUAAGAAAUUUGAAGAAAGAGCGGAUGUCUAAAACAAUGGGUUCGUAAAGCAACCUUUUUAACCUCAGUGUACCCUCUGCAUCACAUGCAAGUUUUGAAACUGGAUGAGGUCGUCGCUCGUGUCUCUCCAAGCCCCGCCCACUUUACUCUUCACCCCUCCCACAGGCUGUAUAGACAGAUUAGAUCCCUCUUGGAUUUGUAGCUCAACGCGUGUCUGGUUCUCACAUCGAGAAAGCCUUUCAGUUGGUUUGUUUGCUUGGGUUUACGUUGUUCCUUUUUCCACUUUAAGCUUUGUGCAUACUUGUCUUCCGUUCCCUGGAAUGGUGAUUAUAUAUAUAAAUAUAUAUAAAUAUUUUUUUCUAUGUUUGUAAGUACUUUCUGUAUAUUUUUUUUCUUUGGUGAAAUGUUUUUUUUUCUGGCUUCAAAACAUGCAUGUGAACCCAUUGAGCGAUAAGGACAGAGCUUCCGGUUAUUGGAAUAAACAAAAAAGAAAUAAAAUUCCCUCAAAAAAUAAAAGAACUUUCUGUGAAUCUGAGGAAAAGAAAAUAAGGUGCAGCAACAACCAAAUGCUUAGCAGAUUGCAGAUAAGCCAAUGUCUUUUUGUAACAAGAUGACAAUAAAAGUAGGAAUCAGCCGUAACGCGAACGUUCAUUUGCUAGCUGUCAUGUUGCAGCGGCUGGACUGACGUUGAUGAAUCAGUGUUUCCCUGUAUCAGAAGAGCACACAGAGGAAACACGACAUCCCCAAACUAGGUGCUAUUUCCUUCUGUCUGUGGUGCUACAAAUAUAUACCUUUUUUUUCCUGAAAUUGUUUGUUGUAAUUAAAUACAGCUCUGCGGUGAUGCAAAAGCGGCUCUUCUGUCAAAAAAAAAAAAGUCUUAGCUUAUGCAUGCCAUAAAAUCAUAUUCACUUAUAGAUGAGAACAGCUUGUGUUUUUCUUCCUCUUUGACUAUGUCCUGCUAAUUUAUGUUCUUCCCAGACUUUACAUUACAAUGUUCAUAUCACACUCUAUUGCGUACUUUAUUUGAAGUGGUUAAACAGAGCACAAUUUCUGUUAAUGCUGUGGUGAUUUUCACGUAACAGUGAUGGCUGAUUUCGACGCACUGCUUCAUGAAGCUUCGAAACCUUUACCUUUCCAUUCGGUGGUUUGAAGCACAUUGGUCAUGUCAUUUCAAUAAACGCGGCUUCAUUAGGUCAUUACUGUUUCAAAAUGUUUAGAAAACUCAAUGGUUUUUAGUUUGGGGCGAUCUGUGUAACAACAUAAAAUCCACAAGAAUCAUGCUGGUUCACUUAGCUCGCCCUCAAAUUGCGAAUCAUUGAACAGGUUUCAUUGGUUUCACCUGAGCUCAGAUCAGUUUUACAUGUUUGAAAUGAGGCUUUCGAAUGAAAACAAGUAACAUUAGUUCAUAGUUUAGCACAAAUAAUGGAACAAACAAUAUAGAGCUUGAAAAAAAACUAUAUUCAGGCAUUUAAUAUUUAAUCAUAUUAGCAUUUGAUUGGUUGUACUUUUAAUUUGACUACAAAACCAGUCAAAAAUGUCAAUUUUUGGAAAUUUUGAGAUUUAUACGUUAACUAAAAGUUCAAGAACUAACUUUUCAUUGAUUUAUACUUUGGCUGGGUCAAAAAAAAAAAAAUCCAAACUCUGUCCCAAUUAAGUCUUUAGCAAUGCAUAUGGACCCUUUUCACAUUUCUGGGAUUCUUAGCAGUGGAAGUCGCCAUAGUUGGGUAAACUUAAAACGCAGUAAAUAGGAGAGAACAACAAGUCAUUUUACAAUCCUAUAUGCUGAAAUAAUAAAAGAAAAACUCCACGAUGGUGUUAUCAAGACUUUCAGAACAAAGAAAGAAAAAAAUAGAUAACAGCAGCCAGAAGAAAGAACAACGUCAAAUUUACUGUCCUACACUCAAAUGCCUCACAUAAACGGUAAUUUGAUGCAAAGAUUAAAUAAUACAUACAUAAAUGCAUACAGUAUAAAUGUUCAUAUGUUUUUGUUUUUUUAUCUAAACAUUAAAAACCUUCGAUGAUUUAAGAUGCUGAUGACAAUGAAAAAUGACUUGUGAAAAGGGUCUUUUACUAAUUGAAUUCACAGUAUAUUUAUAUCUUUACAGGACAUAAUCUUAAUAUUAACAGGUUUCAUUGAUUUCACCUGAUCUCAGAUCAGUUACUUUACAUGUUUGUAAUGAGGCUUUAGAAUGAAAAUGAUUAUUAGUUUAUUAGUAUAUUAGUUUAGCACAAACAAAUGGAACAAACAAUAUAGAGCUUGAAAAAUAAAAAAGCAUAAUAUUCAGGCAUGUAAUAUUGAAUUAUGUUAGCAUUUGAUUGGUUAUACUUUCAAUUUGACGUGUUUAAAUGAGCCAAUUCAUCUAUAUUUGGAUGAGCAGGUGCUGUUUUAAACGUUUAAAACCAGUGAAUCAUUUUGCAAAGCAACUGGUUCAAAAGUUCAGAAGCUUUGUAAAGCUUCGUUUCUCCCAUCACUAGCGUAACAUGGAUCUGUAAUGUAAAGCGUUACACUAGUCAAGCUGUGUUUUAACAUACUAAAACUUUUACCAUUUCAAACCGCUCUGCAGAAUUAGCUCGAGACCUUUUCAUUUGAUCUUUUUUAAGAGGUAUGUGUGAUGGCAUCUGAACCAAAACGCUUAAAAGCAAUGAAUAGUUAACUCGAGCAUCUUCCGACCAAAGAGAUUUCUCUUAAUCCAAGAGACUUGAAGAUCAAGGAUCAGAUGGUCUUGUGUGAUUAUUCACUAGAAACUUGGCUAGCAUUUCUUCCUUCACCUGUCAGGAUUGUUUGUCGUUGACUGGAGCCAUCUUGUUGCCACUAAAUGUUUUCCCCUGCACUCUUUUGUUCCGCUUUUGACCACUACAUCUGCUAUUGCACAAUCUUGAGCUCCACUUUUGAAAUUAAAGAUGACUUGAACUGAUUCAACAUGGAAUUAUGCAGUUGACGCAAUUUUAUGAUCGUACGCUACGAAUUUCAACCGAUUCUUCUGUAUAUUUUAAAACCAGCAGUGAUGCUGCCAAUAAAGUUGAUUCUGUUUUGUUUUUUCGUCUUUGUAAUGUUUGUUUGUUAUUUUGCGCUCGUGUCGAACCUGUGUACAAGCAGAUAGAAGAGAUUUGUGUCAAUAAAUUGGAGUUUACUGUGUCCACCCACCCUUGUAUGUCUUUUGAAGCAUUAAAACUUUCCUGUAUGCAUGAAAUUGUUAAGCUUUCUCUUGAUGUUUCUUCCCACAGCCACAUUCUUUUUGAUUGUUUUUGUCUUUUUAAUCGGCGCUAUGAAACGUCCUCGCAGUGCUCGGAUGAAAACAGGCCUGUCCUUCAUUGUGAAAUGGAGAGAGCGAGCGAUGUCUGUUGUAACUCUCUACCAAAGCCCAUGUUCCUUUGUAGUAUAUUUAUUGUAUUAUUUAAAAAUAAUAAAUGUUAAUUGAUACCA